CUCCGCUCGGCAAUUCUGGGCAGGUGACCCACUUGGACGUGCUUGCCGCACAAUAAGCCACGUUCCCGAGUGCAGCCCACCCCUGCUUUGUCCGUGGCCCUUUUCCCGACCUCAUGGCUUCACUCCCAGAGGAGGAAGCAUCCGUGGUGCCCUUUGUGGGGCCCAGAGUCGGAGCCCCACGGCCCUGACCGGUGCUCACUAGCUAGCUAGACCUGAAGGUGGAUGCCACGUGGGCUGGUUUCUCUUGCUGGGACCUUCAGGCCUAAGUGUCAGUGGACUGUGGGGUGCUUUGGGGCCUUGUGCGAGGGAUUUCAGCUGCUGGCUUUGAUUAUCCGUGGUCGCUGCACUGGCGAAGCUCGGCUCCCAGGAACCUGCUCUGAGCAUGGUGAGGCCCAGAGAUGGUGCUGGGAGGGUUUGAUGGGCGCCUUCUAGCCCGAAGCACGGCAGCCGUCGCUGUCUUCCUGUCCACUUCUGAGGGCCCAAGUCUUCUGUGAGGAGGGUGUUCUCUCCAGAGAAAACUGAGGUUCCGAGGCUGAGUCACCUGCCCAGAAUUGCCGAGCCGAGACUCUGGUUCCGGUGGACGUCUUGGCUUCCCCGCGCCCCAGGGAAUCAGAGGGCCUCAUCAGAACCCUCCGCACUGUCUGGCCGUUGCCUCGUUUGUGACGUGAAGAAUAGCAGCCAAGUACCUGGCCCAGAUCAUUGUGAUGGGCGCCCAGGUGGUGGGCAAGGCCUUUGCACGGGCCCUGCGGCAGGAAUUUGCAGCCAGCCGGGCAGCAGCCGACGCCCGGGGCCGCGCCGGCCACCAGUCUGCAGCUGCUUCCAGCCUCUCGGGCCUGAGUCUCCAGGAGGCGCAGCAGAUCCUCAACGUCUCCAAGCUGAGCCCUGAGGAGAUCCAGAAGAACUACGAGCACCUGUUUAAGGUGAAUGACAAGUCCGUGGGCGGCUCCUUCUACCUGCAGUCCAAGGUGGUGCGUGCGAAGGAGCGCCUGGAUGAGGAGCUCAGGAUCCAGGCCCAGGAGGACAGAGAGAGAGGGCAGGCACCCAAAACGUGACGGCUCGACUCCCUGCACCGCCCCACCACCUCUAAUUUAUAGUUGGGUAAUAAACGUCUGUCCUGUG
Messenger RNA from Oryctolagus cuniculus (rabbit), 1119 nucleotides. NCBI's taxonomy places the organism in Eukaryota, Metazoa, Chordata, Mammalia, Lagomorpha, Leporidae. The record is from RefSeq and is a predicted model, not a curated record.